Acinonyx jubatus (cheetah) is the source of this 18754-nucleotide messenger RNA. It is a transcript of the gene LTN1, whose product is annotated as listerin E3 ubiquitin protein ligase 1. The transcript has 32 exons. The record is from RefSeq and is a predicted model, not a curated record. Bases 221 to 5626 code for a protein of 1801 amino acids. Gene Ontology annotation, biological process: ribosome-associated ubiquitin-dependent protein catabolic process; rescue of stalled cytosolic ribosome. Gene Ontology annotation, cellular component: cytosol; RQC complex. NCBI's taxonomy places the organism in Eukaryota, Metazoa, Chordata, Mammalia, Carnivora, Felidae. Gene Ontology annotation, molecular function: zinc ion binding; ubiquitin protein ligase activity; ribosomal large subunit binding.
UCCACAGCCACGACCAUGCCAUUCUUCUGCUACCAUAGGAGAAAAAUGCCCCGUUCGUGACUCACACCAGUUUCCUACCCACUAAAUAAGGGACAAACCUAGCCCCCGGACAGCGCGAAAGACAGGAUUUGGAGCAUCGGUGCUCGGCUUGGCCUCUUAUUGGGCAUGGAUGACGUCACUCGGCCAGGCGUGGCUCUAGUUGUGACGUUUCCCAAGGCGGAUGGUCAAGGACGCGGCGGAAGGCGGGAGCGGAAGGGCCGGAAGUUGUGGCCCGGCGGUGUCAACCUGGGAGCUGCAGGCUGGGAGUGUGGCUGAGACAGCGACCAUGGGCGGGAAGAACAAGCAGCGGACCAAGGGGAACCUGAGGCCUUCAAACAGUGGCCGAGCUGCAGAACUCCUUGCCAAAGAACAGGGAACAGUGCCUGGAUUUAUUGGUUUUGGAACGUCACAGAAUGACCUCGGCUAUGUUCCUGCUAUUCAGGGAGCUGAAGAAAUUGACAGUCUUGUAGAUUCUGAUUUCCGAAUGGUGCUGCGGAAACUUUCUAAGAAAGAUGUCACAACAAAGUUAAAAGCUAUGCAGGAAUUUGGAACCAUGUGUACAGAGAGAGACACAGAAGUCGUAAAAGGAGUUCUUCCAUACUGGCCAAGAAUUUUCUGCAAAAUUUCACUUGAUCACGAUCGCCGGGUUCGAGAAGCCACGCAGCAGGCUUUUGAAAAGCUUAUCCUUAAAGUAAAGAAACACUUGGCUCCUUAUUUAAAAAGUUUAAUGGGCUAUUGGUUAAUGGCUCAGUGUGAUACUUACACGCCAGCUGCAUCUGCAGCAAAAGAUGCCUUUGAAGCAGCUUUCCCUCCAAGCAAGCAACCUGAAGCCAUAGCAUUUUGUAAGGAUGAAAUUACAAGUGUGCUACAGGAUCAUCUUAUAAAAGAAACACCCGAUACACUCAGUGAUCCACAAACGGUUCCAGAGGAAGAAAGAGAAGCUAAAUUCUAUCGGGUUGUAACUUGUUCCUUAUUGGCAUUAAAAAAAUUGCUUUGCCUCUUACCUGAUAAUGAGCUUGAUUCUCUGGAGGAAAAAUUUAAGUCUCUUUUAUCACAGAAUAAGUUUUGGAAAUAUGGAAAACACAGUAUACCUCAGAUCCGCUCAGCUUAUUUUGAGUUAGUUUCUGCUUUGUGCCAGCGUAUUCCACAGUUGAUGAAAGAUGAAGCAUCCAAAGUGAGCCCAUCUGUUCUACUUAGCAUUGAUGACAGUGACCCCGUUGUAUGCCCCGCUCUCUGGGAAGCUGUACUUUAUACACUUACAACUAUUGAGGACUGUUGGCUUCAUGUAAAUGCAAAAAAAAGUGUGUUUCCAAAGCUGUCAGCUGUGGUUCGUGAAGGCGGUCGGGGUCUGGCUACCAUCAUAUAUCCUUAUCUUUUGCCAUUUAUCAGCAAACUCCCUCAGUCCAUUACAGAUCCAAAGUUGGAUUUCUUCAAAAAUUUCCUCACCUCUGUAGUUGCAGGGCUGUCAACAGAGAGAAUCAAAACCAGCUUUUCAGAGUGCUCAGCAGUAAUAUCAGCUUUUUUUGAAUGCUUACGUUUUAUAAUGCAGCAAAACUUAGGUGAGGAAGAGAUUGAAGAGAUGCUCAUCAGUGAUCAGUUGAUUCCUUUUAUUGAUGCAGUUCUCAAAGACCCAAGAUUGCAAGAUGGGCAGCUAUUUAACCAUUUAGCAGAAACCUUAAGUUCCUGGGAAGCCAAAGCAGAUGUGGAAAAAGAUGAUAAAAUAGCUCACAGUUUGGACAAAGUACUACUGAAUUUUUGGGAAAGACUGUCAGAGAUCUGUGUGGAGAAAAUCAAUGAGCCAGAAGCUGAUGUGAAAUCCGUGUCAGGUGUUUCUAACCUGUUACAGGUCCUUCAGAAGCCGAAGAGCUCACUGAAGUCAAAUAAAAAAAAAGUUGGUAAGGUUAGAUUUGCUGACGAGCUGCCUGAAAGUAAUAAAGAGAACGAAAAAUGUGUCUCCUCCGAAGGCGAAAACAGUGAAGGCUCUGAAUUAAUGACUGAACUUUCUCUCUCUCAUAAUUGUUCAGACCUUGUAUCGCCACUAAGGAAGAAACCUUUGGAAGACUUGGUCUGUAAACUAGCAGCGAUGAGUAUUAAUUAUGUCAAUGAGCAAAAGUCAGAGCAACAUCUAAAGUUUCUUUCCACUCUGCUCAGCUCUUUCUCUUCAACCCAAGUAUUUAAAAUGCUACUAGGUGAUGAGAAACAGAGUAUUGUCAAAGCCAAACGUCUUGAAAUAGCCAGACUUGUAGAAAAAAAUCCUGCUGUACAGUUUUUAUACCAGAAACUGAUAGGUUGGCUAAAUGAAGAUCAAAGGAAGGAUGCUGGUUUCUUGGUGGACAUUUUGUACAGUGCCCUCUGUUGCUGUGACAAUAAUAUGGAAAGAAAGUAUGUCUUGGAUGAUCUCAUUGAGGGGAAUCUGAAAUGGAAUUCUAUUCUUCAGGUCAUUGAAAAGGCAUGUUCUAGUUCAGAUAAACAUGCUUUAGUAACUCCUUGGCUAAAAGGAGAUAUCCUUGGAGAGAAAUUGGUAACCCUGGCAGAUCAUCUUUGUCAUAAGGACUUGGAAUCCACAGUAUCUUCUGAUUCUUACUUCUCGGAGAGAUGGGCUCUUCUAAGCUUGGUAUUAUCCCAACAUGUUAAAAAUGAUUACUUGAUUGGAGAAGUAUAUGUUGAAAGAAUUAUUGUUAAACUUCAUGAAACUUUAUCCAAAGUAAAGGAAUUGUCAGAAGCUGAAAAUAAUGAUUCAUCAGUGUCUUUUAUCUGUGAUGUGGCCUAUAACUAUUUCAGCUCAGCAAAAGGAUGCUUGCUAAUGCCAUCCUCUGAAGACUUAUUAUUAACUCUCUUUCAGUUAUGUGCUCAGAACAAAGAAAAAACACAUUUGCCAGACUUUCUUGUCUGUAAACUGAAAAAUACUUGGCUCUCUGGUGUGAAUUUAUUGACCCACCAAACUGGCAGUGCAUGUAAACAGAGUACCUUCCUAUGUUUGUCUGCUCUGUGGCUGAAGAACCAAGUUCAGUCUUCAUCUUUGGAUAUCAAAAGUCUUCAAGUCCUCUUGUGUGCUGUUGAUGACUUGCUAAAUAUGCUUCUAGAAAGUGAAGAUACUAAUCUUCUGGGAGUUUAUAUUGGAAGUGUAAUGCCAAGCAACAGUGAAUGGGAAAAGAUGAGACAGUCUCUUCCAAUGCAGUGGUUGCAUAGACCUCUUUUAGAAGGAAGAUUGAGUUUGAAUUAUGAGUGUUUCAAAACAGAUUUUAAAGAACAAGAUGCAAAGAAACUUCCCAGCCAUUUGUGUACUUCAGCAUUAUUGAGCAAAAUGAUAUUAGUUGCACUGAAAAAGGAAAUAGUCCUAGAAAAUAAUGAGCUUGAGAAAAUAAUUGCAGAACUGCUCUAUUCACUGCAGUGGUAUGAAGAAUUAGACAAUCCCCCUAUUUUUCUAACUGGAUUUUGUGAAAUGCUUCAAAAGAUGAAUAUUACAUAUGAUAACUUAUGUGGACUUGGUAAUACCUCUGGCCUUUUACAGCUGCUAUUUAACAGAUCCAUGGAAAAUGGCACCCUUUGGUCUCUUAUUAUUGCUAAGUUGAUCCUUUCCCGAAGUGUUUCAUCUGAUGAAGUAAAACGGCAUUAUAGGAGAAAAGAAGGGUUUUUCCCACUAACGGAAGGCAAUAUGCAUACCAUUCAAAGUCUCUGUCCGUUUUUGUCAAAAGAAGACAAGAAAGAAUUCAUUGCUCAAUGUAUACCUCCCCUUUUGGCCUGGACUAAGGAAGAUCUUUGCAGUACUAAUGGAGGUUUUGGACAUCUUGCCAUUUUCAACUCUUGUCUGCAAACCAGAAGCAUAGAUGAUGGGGAGCUGUUACAUGGUAUAUUAAAAAUUCUGAUAUCCUGGAAGAAAGAUCAUGAAGAUGUUUUUCUUUUCAGUUGUAAUCUAUCAGAAGUAAGUCCAGAGAUACUAGGUGUGAAUAUAGAAAUAAUCCGGUUCCUUUCCUUGUUCCUGAAAUACUGUUCAUCUCCUUUGGCAGAGAGUGAAUGGGACUUCAUCAUGUGCUCCAUGUUGGCUUGGUUGGAGACAACAAGGGAGAAUCACACACUGUAUUCUGUUCCACUUGUACAACUGUUUGCCUGUGUCAGCUGUGAUUUGGCCUGUGAGCUCAGUGCUUUUUUUGAUUCCACAACUCUGGACACCAUUGGCAAUCUCCCCGUGAAUCUAAUCAGUGAAUGGAAAGAAUUUUUUUCCCAAGGCAUCCACAAUUUGCUUUUACCUCUUUUGGUGACUGUUACAGGAGAAAGCAAAGAUACAUCUGAAACAUCCUUCCAGAAUGCAGUGCUGAAGCCCAUGUGUGAAACAUUAACAUAUAUCCCAAAGGACCAGCUAUUGAGUCAAAAACUCCCUUCAAAAUUGGUUGCUGGCCAAAAAACAAACUUACCAGAAUAUCUUCAGACUUUGCUAAAUACUUUGGCCCCAUUACUCCUCUACAGAGCUCGGCCUGUGCAAAUUGCUGUUUACCAUAUGCUAUACAAAUUGAUGCCUGAAUUACCACAAUAUGAUCAGGAUAAUCUGAAGUCAUAUGGAGAUGAAGAAGAAGAACCAGCCUUGUCACCACCAGCAGCGCUGAUGUCUCUUCUUAGCACUCAAGAGGACUUACUAGAAAAUGUUUUGGGGUGUAUUCCUGUUGGACAGAUAGUUACUAUUAAGCCACUGAGUGAAGACUUCUGCUAUGUUCUGGGAUAUCUCCUCACUUGGAAAUUAAUACUUACUUUCUUCAAAGCUGCUUCAUCUCAGCUUCGGGCACUGUAUUCAAUGUACCUUCGAAAAACAAAAAGUUUGAAUAAAUUGCUCUAUCACCUGUUCAGACUGAUGCCAGAAAAUCCGACUUAUGCAGAGACAGCUAUUGAGCUCUCUAAUAAGGAGCCUAAAACAUUCUUUACAGAAGAGCUCCAGUUGAGUAUUAGAGAAACAGCAACUCUUCCAUACCAUAUCCCACACUUGGCUUGUUCAGUCUAUCAUAUGACAUUAAAAGACUUACCUGCCAUGGUUAGGCUGUGGUGGAAUAGUAGUGAGAAGCGUGUUUUCAAUAUUGUAGAUAGAUUUACAAGCAAGUAUGUCAGCAGUGUUCUUUCUUUUCAAGAAAUUUCUUCUGUACAAACAAGUACACAACUAUUUAAUGGCAUGACGGUUAAAGCUCGGGCUACUACUCGAGAAGUGAUGGCUACUUACGCUAUUGAGGACAUAGUUAUUGAGCUUAUUAUACAGCUGCCUUCAAAUUACCCACUGGGCUCAAUAACCGUGGAGAGUGGGAAGAGAGUGGGAGUGGCUGUUCAGCAGUGGCGGAACUGGAUGCUGCAGUUGAGCACUUACCUCACCCAUCAAAAUGGAAGCAUUAUGGAAGGCCUAGCAUUAUGGAAAAAUAAUGUAGACAAACGUUUUGAGGGUGUUGAAGAUUGCAUGAUCUGUUUCUCAGUCAUUCAUGGUUUCAACUAUUCUCUUCCAAAAAAAGCCUGUAGAACAUGCAAGAAGAAGUUCCAUUCAGCCUGCUUGUACAAAUGGUUUACGUCUAGCAACAAAUCCACUUGUCCACUCUGUCGUGAGACCUUUUUCUGAAAAUUUUUUUCCAUUGGAAGUGAUCCCUGAAGUAAAUCAAGCAGAGUGUGGCUUUGGAUCCACCUUGAAGUAUUGAUGUGAGGAGGCCAGUGAGCGUUCCUUUUAAAUGAGACCUUCUCUGGAAAAUUAUUUUGGUUAAUGUAAUGAUCCUAAAUCAGGUUUACUUAUCUUUAGAUUGCUUUGUAAAUGUUUGGAAACCUUUUCUUUUACAUAAGAAUAUUACAUAUUUGAGAGAAAAUAUUUAUAUUAAUAGUUUAAUCUUUUUGUAUAUUUCAAAAUAAAUACGGAAAAACCCUAAAAUUACAGAAUUGGAAUUUGUGAAAGCACUGUACAACUAUAUUAUACUAAAAAACACAGUUUGUUCAUCUAUAUUCUGAAAGUCCAACUGAUGCAAAUGAAUGGAGAAGGUUGAUUUCUAUCUACAGAUAUUUUAAGACUUAUUUAUUAGUUAUGACAACAAAAUUAAUUAGUAUUCGGAUAUUUGUAGAUUAUUUUAAUGAUAAAAUGAGGCUAAGCUAUUAAUAUAGCUUAUUAUAAGCUAUUGGAAGCAUGCUUUGAAAUCCUAUAGCAAAGUGUAAACUGAACUUUAAGGUGUCUCCAUUUAUCAAGGGUUAUGAAAUUCAGAAAAUUCAUGGCACUGACCUUUUGCUGUGGAAGAAUUUCCAUGUAUUAAUGAAAUUUGAAUUGCAGAUCUGUCAGUGACUUUAUUAUUACUCAGUUUGAGUGAGUCUCCAGAGGAUAUGAAUUUGAGAGAAGCAAAAAUUAGAUUAUUUCAUUCAGGAAGCAGAGUGGUAGUUAUCCCUCUAUUGAGAGGGAAGAAAUAAGUAUUUCUGAAAUUUAACAUUGGUGGAAAAAAAUGUUGCAGGAGGCUUUCAAUUUUGUAAGCAAACUUUGCUAUUCUUACUGGCCAAGAUUACACUAAAUUAGAGAUUUGGGGGAGCUUAUUUUUUCCAGCCUUUAGAAGUACAAGUUAAUAAUUUUAGUACUAACUAAAAUUCAGUAUAAUGGGCUGAAAUGAAGUAGGCGGAAACCUGCCUUUUGCCACAGCACUGUUACCCUUAAAAAAUUGUGCCCAAGAUAUAAACAUGUGGAAGUUUGGAACUUGGAAUCAUUUUAUUGCAGUCUUCCAUUACACGGAAAAAAAUUUGCAUAUCUAGUAGCAAGUUUACUGGAAAGAUCAGCUGAUCAUCUCUGUUGCAAAUGUUUAAUUGGCAAAAAGCAAGUCAUGUUAAAUAAAAUCACUGCUUACCAUCAACUGGGUAAAAUGGUUAUUAUUGAACUAGAAUGAAUGUGGUCAGAGUAUUGUAGUCGAGAGUGAAGUAUUAUGCGUGAGUUAUAGACCCUCUUGAGUUGAAUUUGUAGAUGCAGUAUCCUACCCAGUUUUAUCUGUCUCUUGGAUUUUUCUCUGUAGUGUUUAUUAUCUUAUAGCCUUGAGACUCAAGGAGUCAGUAAGUGAAGAACAGGUAGCAAAAUUCUACUACCUCUGCUUAACCCCUUUCUUAAAAUAUUCUUUUACGUCUCUCUCUGACAUAGUAAUCCCAAAGGAUUGUGUUACUCCUCUGUGAAAGUUACACACUUUUCCUUUAAAAAUGGUUUUAUAAUAAGACCUUGUUUAUAACUUUUCCAGUAUUGGUACUUCUUGGCUUCUGAUCCAAACCUCAAGAAGAACACAAAAGGGAAUAAUGGAGCAUUGUUUUCCACAUUUGUAUUUAGGGCAUCAGGCUCUUGGUGAAACACUAUAAUAAAGUGGAAUACCUACUCUUCAUACUUAGGACUCUUAGUCUUUGAGAGUUGUAAAUAUAUGUAAAGCUUGUUACUGUUUAUAUACUACAGAAAAGGCUUUCAAAAAUAAGACUGAAAUACAAAAUAUGAUUGAUUAAAGUUUUGUUUAUAUAGCUUUAACAACUCUGCAGAGCAUCCGUAAAAUUCUAGUGUAAGGACGUUAAAAAAUUGCAUGAGAUUCAAAGCCCAUUAGCAAAAUUAUUAAUUUAAAACCCUAAUGUAAAUUGCAAAUUUUAGAAUUUAUUUUUAACUCUUAUCACAUGCUCUAAUGUAUGUAUAUAAGUUUCUGUGGCUUAAAUAAUUAAUGUUAUUACUUGAUAAGUUUUUGUGGUGUGAAUGAUUAAUGUUAUUAUUUUAUUGUUAUACCAUAUGUGCCCAUUAAGAUUCUUUUUAAUGAUAAAAUAUUUCAAAUAUACAGAGUAAUAAUAUAAAUGCCCUUGUACUCUUCACAAACUAUUUUGCCAUAUUUGCUUCUGAUUUUUAAAGAAAUAAAAUAUUCCUCUUUUGUACUCCUCCCCGAUGCCAUCUCCUCUUUCCCUCCCCAGAGCUAAUCUGUUCUGAAGUUGGCGUGACCUUUCCUGUUUUAAGAUUUUAUACUUUACCAUGUGUUUGCAUCCAUAAGUAAUUAUAUAGCAGUUUUAUUAAUUUUUUUUUUUGCGAGAGCCUGUUGUACGUAAUCUUUUGUAAGCUUUUUCACUCAACUGUUGUUUAGUAUAUUAGUUUACCUGCCAAUUCCCCCAAUGAUGGUCAUUUUAAUUACAACUUUUUGCUUUUUAGAACCGUGCUGCAUGUGUACAUUCUUGAUAACAUUUGCUCAUGCGGAUGUGCUAGGUAUUCCAGACAUACGUCUCUCAAAUGUAUUUUUAGGUAGUAGAUAUGUAUACUCUUUGACUUUAGAUAUUCUCAGAUUGCUCUCCAAAGCGGUACGCAAGUUUGCACUCCCAGUGACAGUUUAAGAGAAUUCUGGUUUUCUUGUCUUAUCACCACUACCUAGUCUUACCAGAUUUUUAAAAUUUUCUAGUCAGAGCUGUGAGAUAGUAGCUUUUUGUUUUAAUUUCUGUUUCCCUGGCUACCAGGAACCUUAGCUUCAUUUUAUAUAUUUACUGGUCAUUAUUUUGUGAAUUUAUUAUCUAUAUACCUGUUUUUCUCUAUUACAUGGCUGCUUUUAGUAUGUGGCUUCAUUUUAAUGUGGUCUGUCGUUAAUUAUAUAGAAUUUUGCAGUUAGAUUUAGUCAGAUUUAUCAUCCUUUUCCUUUAUGAUUGAGCCUUUUUUGUGUUAGGUUUUAAACAUUUAUUCCUCUCGUGAGUUAAAAGAAAAUUAUAUUUUGUUUCAAAAGAUAUAAAUUUCAAAAUAUGCCUGAUUCACCUGAAAUUAAAUUUUGUGAUUGUUAUAAGGCACAAAUCCUAUCCCAUAUUGAUAACCAGUUCUCGUAGCAUCCUUUAUCAAAUAGCAUGCCUGUUCCCCAUUAACUUUGUAGUGCCUCCUCUCUUAUAUUACCAAAUACUCUUCCAUGUGUGAAUUGGUUUCUGGGUUCUGUAUUCUGUUCCAUUGGCCUACUUAUCUGUGUUAAUUCUACACAGAUUCUUUGUUCUUGAAAAAAUAGCUUUAUAAUUAAUCUUGAAGAGUAGGUAAGAAGUCCUCUAUUCUUGUUCUUUCAAGACUUUCCUUGGAGAGCCGUAUUCUCUGCAGUUCAAGUACUCCCUUUCUCUUGCUUAUUAUUGUGGCUAGUUUGUCCUCACUGUAAUAAGUUGAUUUAUGGAAGAAUUUGACAAGUGCCCAUCUUAAGUUUUAUCUGUGUAACCAGGUGGCCCUUCUGGCCCUUUGCCAGAUCUUAUCCUUAAGGUCUUCCAACUCAAUUAUUCUCAGUUUGUUUGUUUCAAAAUUUGAAGCAAAAAGUUUGUGUGUUUGUGGCAGAAUGCUUGAACCUCUCCAUGAAUUUGUCUUUUUGUUUUAUAAAAGUUCCUUGCAAAAAGACUUUGGGCUCAAAAAGACUUUGGGUGUUUAGCAUGGAGGGCUGCUAAUUCAAUAGCUUUGAUAAUGUUUGUUGUUGUUGUUGUUGUUGUUUACUGUGGAUUUCUUUUUUAAGGAUAGCAACUUCUUUGAGGGGCACCGAAGCAUCAAAUAAUGUGUAUAUUUUGUAUCCAGAUUUUAUUAGGGGUAUCCGGGGAAAUUAAGAAACCUCUGUAUCUGUGGCAUUCUAAAUUGAUAUGUUAUUUCAAAUAUAUACUGGCUAUUGAUUUCCUCUUUUAUUUUUAACAGUGUGAUGUGUCCUAUAAAAGACUUACAAAAAGAGACCUUAUAAAAGACCACAGGUUUGUUCACUUGAGCCUGUUUGGCUUCUGGUAAGUUACAGUAUUCUAAAAGACCUUGGUGUAUCGUGUAUCCAGGUGGUAGUCUUCCUUUUCAUUCUUUAAAACAAAACCCAUUAACAAGCAGUAUUUGUAAGAAUUUACUAGUGCAGUAUUCAGAAUGUCUUUUCUGGGCAUUGACCCUUCUCGAACUGCAGAACCAGGAUCAUGGGAUUCUCUUUUCAUUUCUGGGUUUGAGAAAGCUGAACCAGUGGAUGGUAAAAUGAGAAAGAGAAAGUGAUAAUAUACUUUAUGUGGUACCAUCAGAUUUAAUUUGCAUAUUGAUCUUCUACCAUCCAUCCUUGCUAAACUUAUUUUCUCUAAUAGGUUUGUGUGUAUGUGUAUGUGUGAAUUUUAUAUGUAAGAUCAUGUCACUGGCAAAUAGAGAUAGUUUUACUUCUUUUCCAAUCUGGAUGCCUUUUCUUUCUUUUUCUUGCCUAAUUGCCUUGGCUAGAACCUUCCAGUGUUGAAGUGUUGAGAGCAGAUACCCUUGUCUGAUUCUUGAUCUUAAGGGGUAGGCUUUCAGCAAAUUGUGAUAUGAGCUAUGGUUGAUAAUCAGACUUAAAGGUGAACUUAGUACAAAUGUGAAGAUGUCUUCAACAACUUAAUCUAGGCUGCAGUUUCUCUGAUGUAAGAAAAUAAGCUAUUGGAUCCAAGGAUAAGCUACUAAGAGACAAUGGUAUUUAUUUGUUUUUAUGUAUGCCAUGCUGCUGAAGAACAAACAAUUAGUUUCUCAACCUCAGUACUUUGGGCAUUUUGAGGUGCAUAAUUCUUUGGGGGACUUCCCUGUGCAUUGUAGGAUGUUAAGCAGCAUUCUUGGCCUCUGUCUACUAGAUGCCAGUUCAGCAUCUCAGCUGUAGCAACCAGAAAUGUCCAGACAUUGCCAGAUGUGCCCUGGCUGGCAAAAUGACCCCUAGUUGAUUGCCUUAGAGCAUGGACUGAUCAAGCACUAUCGAAUAGAAAUAUAAUGGGAGCCGUAUUUGUUAUUUUAUAUAUUUUUUAUUUAAAUGUUUAUUUUUGAGAGCGAGAAAGGCAUGUGUGCAAGUGUGGGAAGGGCGGCGGUGGGGGGGUGGGGACAGAGGAUCCAAAGCGGGCUCGUUGGGACAGCAGAGAGACCAGUGUGGGACUUGAACUCUUGAACUGCGAGAUCAUGACCUGAGCUGAAGUCGGAUGCUUAACUGACUGAGCCACCCAGGCUCCCCUUUAUAUAUGUUAUUUUGAAGUUUGCUAGUAGCAGGGUACCUGGGUGGCUCAAUCGGUUGAGCAUCCAACUUUGGCUCGGGUCAUGAUCUCGCGUUUCACGAGUUCAAGCCCAUGUCUGGCUGUGAACUUGACAGCACAGUGCCUGGAGCCUGCUUUGGAUACUGUGUCUCCCUUCCUCUCUCCCCUUCCGCACUUGCGCUCUGUCUCUCUCUCUCAAAAAUAAAUAAAAAUAAUUUUAAAAAUUAAAGUUAGCUAGUAGCUACAUUAAAAAAAUGUAAGAAGAAAUAGGUGAAAUUAAUUUUUAAUAGCACAUUUUAACUCAGCAUCCACAAUACUAUUUCAACAUGUAAUCCAUAUAAGAAUUAGUUAUUAAAUUUUUGAGAUCCGGUGUGUAUUUUAAAUUUACAGUACAUUUCAAUUCAGAUGUGAAAUUUUCAUCAGAAAUAAUUGAUCUGUAUUUAGAUUUCAGAAAAUUUACAGUUAAAGCCUGGCUUUACAUGUACAUACAAAAAAGAAAGGUUUAUGAUAAUCUAGGAUGAAUCAAUCUGGACUUCUCCAAAUACUUCACCUGUGUCUUUUUUUUUAAUGUUUAUUUUUGAGAGAGACAGAGUGUGAGUGGGGGAGGGGCAGAGAGAGGGGGAGACACAGAAUCAGAAGCAGGCUCCAGUCUCUGAGCUAUCAGCACAGAGUCCAACGUGGAGCUCGGACCCAUGAACCGUGAGAUCAUGCCCUGAGCCAAAGUCAGACACUUAACCAACUGAGCCACCCAGGCUCGCCUUCACCUAUGUCUUGAAAGUCUUUAGCCUGUAAGAAUUCUGGGAUCAUAGCUUAUCAUUUGGUUAUUUUUUGAAUCACACGUACACAGUAUGGUUAUAUGUCCAAAUCAGCCAUAAUUUGAUCAUAUAUAAAAAAUAAUCCUGCUGCAAAUUUUACCUGGCAGUUCCAUUCAUUAAAUAGAACCUUUCCUAUUACAUGGUUGUGGCAUGAAGAAAGUACUGUAUCCUGAUAUUGGUCCCAGAUUAACCAUUAUAGAUUUAGACAUUUCCACACUUUGGGUGGUUGUAGUACUCUUGAGGGAUCUGGUGUUCUGUGGAAUUAUUAGUGGAUAAAGUGACCCAUAUCUGCAUUUUGUCGCCCACCUUUAUUUGUAGACCUGUCUUCCUAGUUUAGAAGAAGGUCGGGAAAGUUUUAAGUGCUAAUGUCUACUGGAGUGACAUUACCAGAGAGAGUUUUUGGAUAGUUGCCCUGUUUUUAGCUGCCAUAGGACAUUAAUUUUUCCCAUGGCCCUUCUGCUUAUGGUAUCCUUAAUCAUAGCUUUCUAAUUCUUAUAGAACACAGAACAUCUUGAGGGCCAGAAAUUUGUUUUGAUUCUAGCUUUUUGAAAUGUUAAGUGACAUCUUUGAAAUUGGCAUUUUUAAAUGCAUUUUUGAAAUUAAAAGGACAACCCCAUCUGCCUUUACAAAUUAGUUCUUGAGGAUACCCCAGAAUAUUGGUUGGAAUUUUUCCUGGGUCAGUUUUCGGAAUCUGCUAUUUAAUUCAUCUUGUUUGUUUAUUUAUAAUUUUGAAUUUUGUCCAAUCCAUCCAUAAAGGAGAGGCUCUUGGGAAUGGACUUAGGUAGUACAUUUCCUAUUUGCUUUCCCUUUCAAGGUCAGACCUUGAAUUAUGAAGAACUGGGUUAUUUAAACCAUCUCCUAGUUUUGGUAUUUUUGUUGUUGGUUUUGCUGCCUUCUUUUUAAUGUUUAUUUUUGAGAGCGUGCACGCAUACAAGUGGAGGAGGAGGGGGUUGCGGACAGAGGAUUGAAGCAGGCUCUAUGCUGACAGCAGAGAACCGAGUGCAGGGCUCAGAUGCACAAACCGUGAGUCAUGACCUGAGCCAAAGUCAGAUACUUAACUGAUUGAGCCACCCAGGCACCCUGGUUUUGCUGCUUUUAACUAUUUUGUUCCCAUCCGAGUGUCUAAUAAUUAAGUGAACUGGUUGGUACAGACUCCAGGACAAUCAAUAUCUAUAAAAUUUUGAACUCUACAGCAGAUUUGUCUUCUUAAGGUUAAGAAAAUCCUUUAUUUAUUAUAGCUCUCUACUUGAUUCCAGGCUAAGGAUCAAAUAUUAGUUUCUUUAGAUCUGCAUUCUGUCCCAGUAGUUUUGAAGGGCCAUGAUAUGAUGUAAUUGAUCUUCCCUAAAAAGAACCUUGAGCAAAAGAUCACUUCUUUUGGAGGUAAAAAAAGGUGCAGAAGGAUAGAAAGUUUGAAUGGAUGGUAAAGAUAAAACUGGGUAGAAAAAAGGUGCCAGGAAGGCGGUCUCAGAACGUUUGAAUGGCAGUGAGUCACUGUUUCAUUUUGAGGCCUCCACAUAUCAGUCAAAAGUUGACUGUUGCAUAUUUUAGGCUUCCCCCCCCCCCCCCGAUUUUUGUAGAGCUCCUUUGAAUAUAUUAAUUUUGAUGAGAAGGUCCUUAUAAUGGCUAUAAGUAAUACGAGUCAUUUUGUAGCAAACUUUUGCCAAGUUAAGCACAAGAGUUAGAAUUGUAGUGUGAAGACUGUCAGGAGGAGGUUGUGUCUUUGCCAUAGACAAAUCAAUGACAAGAAAAAGACAGUGCAUUUAUCAAAAGUGUGUUUGUUAAUGGUAGAUGGGGUUGCCCAGCUAAGCGGAGAAUAGGGAGGAGCUGGUGAUCAGUGACCCCAAACACUGAUGAUCCUGAGAUACAGACUAAACAAAGUGAACUUGUUUUACAGAUUGCCCGGCCUUGAGGAAUACUCAUGAAGAUUUCACAGAUGACCCAAGGCAAAAUUUGACCAAUCAUUUUAGCAGCCAAUUGUCAUCAGUCUAAUGGACCAUUAGUCUUUAGGGUCAAUUUAUAUUGAUUUGGAGUCUUAGCCUAUGCCUCCAUCUGUUCCCUAUGAAGCACUUCCUUAUACAUUCAACACACACAAGACAAUAAGGGGCAAAACAACACAUAAUACAAAAUUUUGUAUAAAUUUGUAUGAAUAGAUGAACAAAAAUGAUGAAAACAAGCGGUGGGAGCAUAGGUAGGUUAAUGGCAAAAAUCUUUACCAAAUGGUUCACUUCUAAAUCAGAAGGUCUGAUUAUCAUGUGGACAAAACAAAGUAUAAUAAGUACCUUAUCAUAUGAAGAUCUAUUUGUUUAGUAGAAGUCUUAGAUGAAAUAAAUUCAGCAAUAAGAACUCAAUGAAACUGCCCAAAGUUCAGAUUGUUUUUGAGAAACUCAUCUGGCAACAGAAUUGAGAACUAUUGGGAGUGUGGGGCUCAAGAAGCCACUGAUCUUUCCUGUUGGUCCAAGAAUCCGUUGGAAUACUGUCAAGUGAGGUAUUGUAAGUAAUCUUGUGAGAAUUGUCCAAAGAAGAGAUCAAGAUUACCACCUGAUAACUAAAGCAAGAACUGGGAAAGGGAGAAUGAUGCUGGUUAGACCUUUCAUUUUGAGUACCAACUGCUAAUUUCAUAUGAGGCUUUUGAGUCAGGGAUUGUUGUGUUGGUUACAGAGGUGGAGAAAAUUGAUGUCAGCCUCACAAACAUAGUUAUUCUGACAAGACAUGCCGGUCAGGUGGCUUUCAGCAGAUUACUGAUAAGUUUAUUGUUGAUUGGUUGACCUUCAAAGUAUGAGACUGUCACUGAAUGGCUUCUGAUACAAGUUGUCAGUGAUCAAUUAAGAUUAAACUGAGGCAAGUUAUACAUGAUCAAACAGGUUUAAAACUGGUUCCGAUUUACUUGUUACUGGCUGUAGAACAGUCUUUUAUUCACUUUUACUAGGCUCUUUUAUUCCUAAUAGAUUUGUCAGUUCUAUAGAAGUUUUUGCUAGCCUUACUUUUUAAAAAAUGAAGUGAAAUUCACAUGCAUAUAAUUAACCAUUUUUAAAUGGCCGGUUUAGUAACAUUUAAUACAUUAGCAGUUACUCCCCACCCUACCCUAACCACCAAUGUACGUUCUGUCUCUACAGAUUUACCUAUUCCAGAUAUUUCAUAUAAAUGUAAUUGUACAACAUGUGACCUUGUGUCUACUUUCUUUCACUUGGUAUGUUUUCAAAGCUCAUCCACAUUGUCGCACAAAUCGGUACUUCAUUCCUUUUUUAUGGCUGAAUAGGAUUCCAUAGCAUAUGUAUACCACAAUUUGUUUAUCCAUUCUUCUCUUUUAAACAAAAUAUUUUUUUAACCUUUAUUUAUUAUUGACAGACAGAGACAGAGCAUGAGCAGGGGAGGGGCAGAGAGAGAGGGAGACACAGAAUCCAAAGCAGGCUCCAGGCCCCGAGCUGUCAGCACAGAGCCCGACACGGGGCUUGAACUCACAAACCGCGAGAUCACGACGUGAGCUGAAGUUGGACACCCAACCGACUGAGCCACCCAGGGACCCCUCUAUUCUUCUCUUAAUGGGCAAUAAGAGUAGGUUUCUACCUUUUUGCUGAUGUGAAUAGUUCAUCUAUGAACAUUCAUGUACAAGUAUUUUUAUGAGUACAUGUUUUCAAUUCUUUGGGGUAUAUACCUAGGAGUAGAAUUGCUGGUAGUCCUAUGUUUCACUUUUUGAGGAAACACCAAACUGUUCUCCACAUCAGCUGCCACAUUUUAUAUUCUCAGCAGUGUAUGAGGGUUCCAAAAUCUUCCAUCCUCACCAACACGUGCUGGUUUGCUUUUUUCCCCAGUCAUAGCCAUCCUAGUGGAUGUGAAGUUGUGUCUCAUUGUGGUUUUGAUUUGAAUUUCUCUGAUGACCAUUGGUGUUGAGCAUCUUUUUGUAUAUUCAUUGACCAUUUGUGUAUGUUCUUUGGAGAAAUAUCUAUACAAAUCGUUUGCUCGUUUUAAAAAUGUUUUGUUGUUGUUGUUGAGUCGUAAGACCUUACAUCCACACACAAGACUGGAUACUAGAGCAAGAUCUCCUUUUUAUUUAAAAAAAAUUUUUUUUUUUAAUGUUUAUUUUUGAGAGAGAGAGAGAGAGAGAGAGACGGAGCAUGAGCAGGAGAGGGGCAGAGAGAGAGGGAGACACAGAAUCCGAAGCAGGCUCCAGGCUCUGAGCUGUCAGCACAGAGCCCGACGCGGGGCUCGAACUCACGAACCGCGAGAUCAAGACCUGAGCUGAAGUCAGACGCUUAACCGACUGAGCCACCCAGACACCCCAAGAUCUGCUUUUUAGAGGGAUAUUGAUGCUGUUUCAUUUGCGGAGAAGUACUUGAGAACUCAAUGAGGUUUGUCUCUGAAUGACAAAAAAUCUGAAGUAAAUGUGCUUUAAACAAGAAAUUUCUCUCCUUGUAAAUGAAGUCCAGAAGUUAGCAGGUCAGGGCUGUUAUAAAAAGCUCUAUAAUCAUGCUGGGCCUAGGUUUCUUAGUUGCUGCUUCACCGUUCUCAAAUUGUGGUUCCACUCCACGGUCCGGGUUGGCAGUGACACUGUGGCUAGUUUUGAGCACUUUACAGUCAGCGCGAAGGAUAGGAGAUGAAUACGCAUGAACUCUCCAAUGGCACUUUUGCUCCGUUCUCUGUCUCCUGCCCUACUCAGUGAGGACUUUUCACCAUGAAACAUGUGUAACAUUUGUGUCUUAGAUCUUUCCCUGUUUUGUCGUUUUAGUCUUUGUUCUCUUCAAGUUUUUAUCAGCUGUGCUCUAGUAGUUAGUUAAUAACUUACAAAAAAGUUAUUUUUAAUACCUUUAGUCUGGUCACAGUUAAUUUUUUAAAUUUCAAUUUACAUUCAUAUGUUGUUACAGUAUAGUAUUAUAGAGGGAUAAAUAAAAAUAUUUUAAGCACUGAAGUAUACCAUAAUUCUGUGAGGAAAGUGGAAUAAAAAUCCUGACCCAAUGAACGAUGUUAAUUAAACUUCUGACUGUUCAAGAGUUUGUUCUCAUAUUAUUUUAGAGAUGAUAGUGGGAGGCCGGGGUGUGGAAUCAGAUUGCUAUUGUGCUGAUCAAAUUGUUAGGGCAGCUAUCUUAUUUAAACUCAUGAUGGUACAUGUUAGUUACAAUUUAAGACUAUGUGAAGCGGUACAUACUUUCCCAAAAUUUGUUCAGAGGUCUGCAAGCAAUAAAGUUUGACGACACUGUUCUGGCAGGUGACAAGUGUAAGGUGGGCUGGCAGGUUCCCAUACCAAACUCGACAGAUCUGUGUCGAUAGUUUUAUAGAGAUUGAAAAAUAUUUUUAACUUGAGAUUUGGUGCUAGAGGAUCUGUCACGAAUAGCAUGUCACACUGUCUGUCUUCUAGGUGAGCCAGUCAAGUUAGGGUGCUAGGAAAUGUUGAAUAAAUUGCUUUACUACUUGGGCCAGAUCUUCCAGAGGCUCUGUCGCUAGGAUUCUAACCAUUGCUGGAAAAGAGAGAAAUGAAACAGAACUCUUUGUUGUCAGAGCUAAAUUCUUCCCUAAUGACAGAACUGAAAAGGUUAUAUUUUCUAUCAACAGAAGAAUAUACAUCUUGACAUGUCUUACUAGCCGUGGUUUUGUGGUUGUCACAAGAUUAUAAUUAAUUAAAUUUUUGGAAAGCGCUUUCCUUAAUUUAACACCUCCUCACGCCUAAUGUGGAGCUUUGUCAUAGCCAACUUGCCAGUAGUUCUGAGGGCAGUGCCUCUAGAAUUUCACAUCUUGUCUCACUGUGCUGGCAGGACCUCUCAGUGAGCAAUCUUCCUUGUUUCUUGAUUAGCUUUAUGACGGAAUAUUUCAAGUACUAACCACGAUAUACAUGUAUAGAUUUGGGGUACGUACUGUGUGUUGGAAGGUUUCUUUCUGUUCUUUGCUUAGAUUUUAAAGUCCUGAAUGGAUGAUGAGUUUUAUCAAAUGCUUUUUCUACAUCUGUUGAAAUGCAAGGUUUUUUGUUUUUUGUUUUUGCCUUCCUCUGUCCUUGAGGUGGAUUACAUAAAUAGAUUUUCUAAUGUUGAACAAUUCUUGUGUUCUUGGGAUAAAGCCUACUUGGUCUUGAUCAAUGUUAUUAUUACUAAUGAUAUAUUUGUGAGUUUUAAAAAUAUUUUUUCAAAUUUUGCAUCUUGGUUCACAAAUAAAAUCAACCCAUGAUCUUUCUUGUACUGUAUUUAUAUUCAUAAGUGAGAUUAACCUAUAAUUUUCUUACAUUGUUUCUGUUUGGUUUUGCUAUCAAUGAUACACUAGAAUCAUAAAAACCCUAAAACAUUAGGUUUCUUGAAUGUUUGGUAAAACUCACCUAUAAAAUAUCUGGUGCUUUUAUGGAGUGAAAGGAGAAUGGGCAGGUACUCAACUAGUUCAAUGGCUUUAAAUGUCAGAGACUCUUUAAGUGUUUGUUCUAGUUUUUCACACGUUUUAUUUUUUUAGGAAGUUAUCCAUCUGUUUUCAAAUUUGUUGCUAUAAAGUUAUUCAUGGUAUUUUCUUAAGGUUUUUAAUAUUUAUACUCUAUUUGCAAAUAUGAUCUUUUCAUCCCUAAUAUUUAUUUGUGCCUCAUUUCCUUUCUCUUGGUCUACUUUAUUAGAGGUCUAUCUAGUUAAUCUUCCCAGAGAACACGUUUUUGUUUUAACUGCUCAGAUUCUCUUAUGUUUUAUUAAUUCUGUUAUUUCUUUAUACUUUCUGAUAGUUUUUCCUUAUACUCUUUGUAACCUGUUGAGUUGAAUGUUUACUUAUUACUUUUCUUUAUUUUUCUUUCUAAUAGAUGCAUCUGGGGGAUGUGUUUCUAUAUACUUCUGGAACUAUAUUCCACAAGUGGUGAUAUGUGGUGCUUUUUCACCUUACAAUUUUCAAUAUGAUUGUUAAUUUGGCCCAGUUAUCUAAAAGUGAGGAUUUUUUAUUCUUUGUUUCAAAAAUAUAGGAAGCAUUUUGGCUAUUUUAUUUUCACUUUUUGAAAUAAAUUUCUACAUGGA